Colletotrichum graminicola M1.001 is the source of this 672-nucleotide messenger RNA. RefSeq names its product adenine phosphoribosyltransferase. The transcript has 2 exons. Bases 1 to 672 code for a protein of 223 amino acids. Gene Ontology annotation, biological process: adenine salvage; AMP salvage. Gene Ontology annotation, molecular function: adenine phosphoribosyltransferase activity; AMP binding; adenine binding. NCBI's taxonomy places the organism in Eukaryota, Fungi, Ascomycota, Sordariomycetes, Glomerellales, Glomerellaceae. The record is from RefSeq and is a predicted model, not a curated record. Gene Ontology annotation, cellular component: cytoplasm.
AUGUCCACCGAACAAACCCCCGUUUCAACCGACGCCUCUCAGGCACCAAUCAACCCUCUGGCCGCCCAUCCCAUCAACCCUCAAGAUGCCCAGGGACGACAGCCCGCCUCCUCCUCCGCCCCCUCCUCCGAACUCACCAGUGGGAAGGUGAGGCUCAAGGGCGCUCUGCGUCACUUUGCCGACUUCCCCAUCAAGGGCAUCGACUUUGUCGACAUCAUGCCUCUGUUCCUCGACCCCACCGUCCAUCAGACUCUCGGCGAAGUCCUGGAGUUGCAGGUCAAGGAGGGUUUCCAGACCCUGCCCGACGUGAUCGUCGGACUUGACGCCCGCGGUUUCCUCUUCGGUCCCGGCAUGGCCCUCCGUCUCGGUACCGGCUUUGCCCCGGUUCGCAAGCAGGGCAAGCUGCCCGGCCCGUGCGUCACCGCCGAGUACCAAAAGGAGUACGGCUCCGACUUCUUCCAGAUGCAGGAGGACGCGAUCAAGCCUGGCCAGAAGGUUCUGAUUGUUGACGACAUCAUUGCCACCGGCGGCUCCGCGAAGGCGGCGGCAGACCUCGUCAAGAAGCUCGGUGGUGACAUUAUCGGCUACCUUUUCAUCCUCGAGAUCCCUGGCUUGAAUGGCCGCGAGAAGCUCGGAGAUACCAAAACCGUCAUCCUCCUCGAAGACGCAUAA